This is a messenger RNA of Bipolaris victoriae FI3, 1197 nucleotides long. RefSeq lists its product as hypothetical. The transcript has a single exon. Lineage: Eukaryota; Fungi; Ascomycota; Dothideomycetes; Pleosporales; Pleosporaceae. The record is from RefSeq and is a predicted model, not a curated record. The coding region runs from base 1 to 1197 and encodes 398 amino acids.
AUGGUGCCGGCCAAGGAAAUUGUCCUUGGAUAUGGUGCUGAGGGCAUGUCGGCCUUGGUUGACGUUGCUAUGAAGCAGCCUGCCGUGGUGUUGGAAGAAGUCGCCGGAAUCGCCUCCGUCAAGUGCGCUGACGCCGCUGUGUCCAUGACCUUUAGCGAUACUGCUGCUGUCAAAGCCGCCUCUGGCGCAUGGCCUAAAUCCGACUUCAUCAUCAUCACUUACUCUCCGGAUGGCGACUGCAACACUGCCGAUGAGCGUGGUUUCUACACCGUUUCUGACCUUGUUUUUGAUGAGGCUUCUCUCACUGCUACUGCUUCUGGCAAACGCUCUGCUCUAGAUGAGCAAAGUGAAGAUGCCGUUGUCGAAUUUGAUACUAUCACGGCUCCUGCCAAGCGAGAUCUCGAGGCGUCAAUCGGCGGCGAGAUUCAUGGUACCAUCAUCGACACGGAAAAUCUCAAGAUUGUCGUCGAUACAGCGAGGUUCGACAGCAAUAUCCGUGUCAAGGGCGGCUUCCGUUUCAACUUUCUCAAGUUCAAGCCCAGCAAGAUGUAUCUUGACGUCGACUACUCCGGUUCCGUGAAUCUCAACGUAUCUACGACUGUCGCUGCUUCCUUCUCUUCCGACCUUUACAACUACCAGCCGCUUUCUGCGUCUGUCUCAGCUUUUAGCAUUCCUGGAAUUCUCGAUGUCGGCCCUAUCGCACAAUUCGGUCUUGGUGUCGAGUUUGCAGCAUCAGGUACUGUCGAUGCCACCCUCGGUCUCCACACCGAGAUUGUCAGUGGGCAGGUCCACCUCGAUCUCCUUGACUCCGAUAAGUCCUCCAGUAGUGGUUGGAAACCCGAGACCACCGUCUCUUCCAAUGUCAACGCCGAGGUGUCACUACAGCUCAACCCGUAUCUCGACUUGAACCUCGCCCUUGGUAUUCGCGUUUUCAAAGGCGCCAUUGACCUGUCGACCGGAUUUGAAGUCAAGCCUCAGAUCAUCAACGCCUUCUCUGCUGACCUCGAUUUUGCGUAUGCCAGUAGUUCAGGCGUCACCUUCACUAAACCAGACACGGCUACCUGCCCUAACGGCGCCUGGUUCGCGAGCACCUUCAACAUGGAUGUUGUUGCCUACGUUGGAACUAUCUUCAGCAAGACGCUGUUCAACGUUAAUGCUCCCAUUUUCCAGUCUCAGUGCUGGAAUUUCGCCGGUUGA